AGCGAGGCUUCGGGCAGGAGCCUUCCGCUCGCCGCCUGGCGGCCGAGGGGGCGUGGAGAGCGAGCCCGAGGCGCCCUUCACCCUCCGGGGCCUCAGAGCUGCGGGGAGGCGCGGAAAAGCGGACCUUGGAGGCGCCAUGAGCCCGGCGGCGGAGACGCGACGCCAGCCACCACCUCCGCCUCCGUCGCUCCUGCUCCUUCUCCUCCUGCUGCUCCUCUCGUCCCCUUCAGGAGGAGAGGCGGACCCGGGUAAGCGUCGCCUCGGCCCCGCUAAAGGGAGGAAUUAGCGCGCGUUUCGCAUCUCCGCUGGAGCAAGAGUGCCUCUGGCCAUGUGCAGAGGGGAGCGCGCGGAGGCGGAGCUGCGCUCCAGCCACCGUGGAAACUGUGCAGAAGAAGGACGCGUUUCCAGCUUUCUUUCUUUAACUUUUCUCUAGCCCACCUUUAAAAAGAAACUUUAAGCUCGAGGAUGGUGGGGUGAGGGAGUAGCACCGAAAACCAAUUGUUGUUCCUAUGAGUUGUGUGAUUCUGUGUUGGCUGCCAUAGGAGCCGAGGUCCCUUCGGCCACCCCCAUUUUUUUUGAGGGGGUCAACCCCCCCCCCCCAAGUUGAUGCGCAUUGCCAUUCAGACGAUGUGCAUGUGAUGAAUUAUAUGGUGCAGGGAUUACCUUCCCCCCCCCCCAUUAAUUAAAAUACUUAACUAACUGACCAAUUGCAUCACAGAUAACUUGGUUCUGCCCCCCCCAACAUAAAGCCUCCCCCCCCCAAAUAAAUCCUGGUUAUGGCCAUGCCCCCCCUCCUAUUUUUUUCAAAUUCGCACCUCUGGUGGCUGCGCAUACUCUGGCUCCGGCAUGCUCCCUUGUUGGAAGUGGUGUGUGCAGGACAUGUGCUUUGAUCCAUAUCUGUCCUGUUGUUCCUGGAGAAAGAUGCCUGUUUGUUGCAUUUCUCCUCCAAGCAGCUUCCAUUGGAUUUGGAAAUUUGAGCCAUGUUUACUAAGCAGCAAGGUAUGUGUGUAUGUGUCGAAGACAGGCGUUACAUGUGCACAGAUGGUGACAGCUUUCACGAAAAGGGGUGGUUUUUUGGGGGUCUAGGGUGGGGAGAACCAGAGAAAGAAAACAGGUUCAAUGCACACCAGGUGAAGACAUCCCUGCCCCUUCUCUGGUGUGUACAACAAUACGUAAAUAUGAUGGGGGAACGGACGGACAACCUUGCCUCGUUUUAAGCUGCUAAUGCGUACAAAUGUAUAAAUAGCAGUUCUCCUGAAAACCGCCCACAUGUCUGCAGGGGGUUGCCCGCUUCCAGGUUUUGUUUUGAGCGCUCAGCUGUGCAUUUUUAGCAUUCCGAGUACAAUUUACGUCACAUCAAAUAACGGUGCUCAGUAUUUUCUUUAAAAUGUAUUUGCAUGUUAUGGAACCUUUGGGUUAAUGUCUGCAUUUAGCCUUCACUUUCCUUAAAAAUGCAAAUAGUAACCACUCAUGGUGGGUAGACUAAUAAUUAUUGGAAUCGCAGUUGGUGUUGUUCAAGAUGCUAAUCAUUUCCUCCCUUGCCGUGGCCCUGAAAAUUGCUGCUCCGAAACCAAGAGUUACUUGGGGGCAACGGAGUAAUCCUCAAAGAGUACUGGCUAACAUUUUUUUUUUCAAUCCCCAUGCUUGUGUUUGGUAGUUUUGCUCCUAGGCUGGCAGCAGCACAGUGCCAGAGAUGAGGGCAGAAGCUUAGACCAAGACUCAGUGUUGUAACUGGAGUGUGGAUUGCCCUGCUUUGGAGCAGAUAGUGGCAGAAUUAUUAUUUUAUUUAAAUUUAUAUGUUGCCCUUGCUUCCAAAGGAGCCCAAAGCAACAAACACAUCAGUGAAUAAAACAAUACAGUUAAAAAUAAAGUAAAACAAACAUCUGACAACAUUAAAAACAAUAUAAAAUAAUCCACGAGUGCUUGUUGCAUCAAUCAGGCUACCUCUUCUGUAGUUCAGAUUUCCUUCUACCCACCAAUGUAGAAUUCCAGUAAGAAUUCCAGCUGAUUUAUUGUUGUUGUUGGAUUUAUAUACCGCCCUAUGCCCAGAGGUCUCAGGGCGGUUCACAAAACAGAUCACAAUACAGUGGUACCUUGGGUUAAGUACUUAAUUCGUUCCAGAGGUCCGUUCUUAACCUGAAACUGUUCUUAACCUGAAGCACCACUUUAGCUAAUGGGAACUCCUGCCGCCGCCGUGCCACUGGAGCCCGAUUUCUGUUCUUAUCCUGAAGCAAAGUUCUUAACCUGAAGCACUAUUUCUGGGUUAGUGGAGUCUGUAACCUGAAGCAUAUGUAACCUGAAGCGUAUGUAACCCAAGGUACCACUGUAUAUAAAAUCAAAAUAAAAACAAUAACCCAAUAAUCCGCCCCUCCCCCAAGACUCACAUUUUAAAAGGGUAUAGGAUAUUGAUCAAGUCAACCAAAGGUUAGAAAGGAAUGUAUUUGCCUGGCACCUAAAGGUGUAUAAUGAAGGCACCCGGUGAACUUCCCUGGGGAGAGCAUUCCACAGACGGGGAGCCACUGCAGAGAAGGCCUUGUUCUCAGCUUGCCACCCUCCAGCCCUCUCAAGCAGGGAAGGAGGGCCUCUGGGUAGGUUCAUAUGGAAAGAGGUGGUCCUUGAGGUAUUGCGGUCCUGAGCCAUUUAAGGCUUUAUAGGUCAAAACCAGCACUUUGAAUUAGGCCUGGAAACUAAUUGUUAGCCAGUGCAGUUGGACCAGAAUCGGUGUAAUAUGCUCUGGUGAGCAACCUGGCCACUGAAUUCUGCACCAGCUGAAGUUUCCGAACCAUCUUCAGAGCCAGCCCUACGUAUAACACAUUGCAGUAAUUAUUAAUCCUUAGCUUUUUGUGGGAAUGAGCCCAUCCAGGCCUGUUAUCUGGAUAGAAGAAAGCUUGUGUCAUUAUGUCUGCCUUGCUUCUCUUCUCCUUGGCUCUAGAAGAACAUGGUGCUGGUAUGAGAACUAACAUUAUCUUUGUACCAGUGUUGCAGUUAUACUUGAGUGUGAUUCAUUGGGAGGCUGAAAAUGCCUCAAAUCUUAGUUGUCCAGUGCAUUGCUAGGUAAUUACCAGUAUCAAUUUACAGUGCUUUAUUUUUUUAUAGAUGCCACAAGUGCUUUACCUUCUGACGUGUGCGCCACUUGCCAUGCUAAUGCCACAUGCCAGCAGCGAGAUGGCAAAAACAUCUGCACCUGUAAUUAUGGAUUUGUGGGCAAUGGGAGGACUUAUUGUCAAGGUAAGUGGACAUUUGUGAUUCCUUGCAACUUCACAAAGGCAUGUGUGACUGAAACUGACACGGGGACAAACAGAAGAAGACGUCUUCACCCUGGUAUGGCUCCCCUUUAUCACAUACACAGCCCAACAGGACAAUGACAAUAAUCCACCAACAGCAUACAAGUCAAUAUGGCUAACCUGAUCCAAAACACCCACCCACCUCACUCACACACGAAAACAAAGAUCACCACAGCCAAUCACAAGCAGACAAUCACACCCUAGGCCAACCCCAACCUCUCUCACCACGAAAGGAACACAAGUGAACAACACAAGCAACGCUGACACCAAACUCUACACACAUUAAACAUAAUAGAAACACCGCCACCCGACCCCACCCCCAUCCAUCUUCCCUCUCUCCACCCCCCUUUCUUUUUUCCUUUUUUUUUUCUUCUCCCCCCUAAUGCCUCAACAAAUGAAAUGGAUUUGUAAAAUGUUACAUGAAAAAAAUAUAUAUACGAGGCAGUACACUUACUUCUGUAAAACAAGAAAAUCCUUAAUAAAAUAUUUAAUAAAAAAAAAAAAAAAAAAACAAAGGCAUGUGUGGAAUAACAAUUGAACUGUUACAAUUUAGGAUUUGUUAUAAUAACGCAAAGGCCUCCAGGGGUGAAUGGCGUGACAUACUGCUGCUCACGCAGAAUUGCUCAGAUAUACUCCAGAUAUUAAUAAUAUGCCUUUACUGAACAAACUGAACCCCAUGAAUCGUAGCUUGCAACUUUCAGUUUGCUCCGCUUCUUCUCUGUGAAAGUUUGUUCCCUUAAAGAGAUAGACACACCUACUAGAACAUAAACCUAUACAGUCAUACCUCGGGUUACAGACGCUUCGGGUUGCGUGAUUUCGGGUUGCGCACCGGGUCAAACCUGGAGGUACCGGAACAGGUUACUUCCAGGUUUCAGCUCUUGCACAUGUGCGAACCGCCUGUGUGCAGACGCGCAGGUCGUGGGUUGCGAACGCUGUGGGUUGUGAGCAUGCCUCCCGCACGGAUCAUGUUCGCAACCCAAGUGUCCACUGUAUAGAUAUAGGACGUUAGAGUGUGGCAAGGCAGGUUUUGUGAUGUGGGAAGCUUGCCCCACCAGCACUACCCUGGCAUGCUAGGUUGUCUUCACAGAUAGGCACAGAUUUACAUAUAAGAUAAACAAGCUAUAGCUUAGGGCCCCAUUCUCUUGGGGCCCCCAAAAAAAUUUAAAGGAAAAAAACCUCGAUGUACAUUUCCAAAAUAUAAGAUAAGAAACAAAUAAAAUAAAACCUACAUACAGUUAGAGCUUAAUAAUUAUUUCACUAUUCAUAUACUUCUUCUUAAUUGUAUUUCAGUUCAACAAUUGCUUUGAUAAAAUACCUAUUUUGUUAUGUGCAAAUGGCUUUCGAUACCUAUUAGGUCCAUAAAUUAGGUCCAUAUAGCAUAUAUUCAACACAAAAAACAGCGACAGUUUGUUGCUGACAAAGGACAGCUGGACAUAUUAAGGGCCCCAUUACCUUCAGUAGCUUAGGGCCUCAUCAAACCUAAAUCCAGCCCUGCAGAUAAGGACCCCCACAGGGGCUCACAGUAAAUUGGGUGAAUUAUCUGAACAAUGGGUUGUAUACAUCUAAGUUCUACUUAGAACAGACCCACUGAGACCAAUGGACUUUGGUUAGUAAUGUUCAUUAAUUUCACUGAGUCUAUGCUGAGUAAGGCUGAAAUAGUCUUCUUCCCAAGACAACCCCGAGCCGUCGAUGUGGUGUGGGUGGGUGUGACAAAAAAAUUUCCACACCGGGUACCACCUGACCUUGCUAUGCCUCUGAUGGAAUCAAUUCUCUUUUAACAAAUUCUCUUUUUAAUGAUGUAUAGGUGGUACUUAACCCCAGUAAAACUAGCAAAGAUUUACCACAACAGUGAUAAUCUUUGCUGGAAAUGUAAAGAAAAAGAAGGCACCUUUUUUCAUAUGUGGUGGACCUGCUCCAAGGUGAAAGACUUCUGGGAGAAGAUUUAUAAUGAAUUGGAAAAAAUGUUGAGAUAUACAUUUAUUAAGAAACCAGAGGCCUUUCUUCUUGGGAUAACAGGAAUGGAAUUGCCCAAGAAAGAUGUUAAAUUAUUUUUGUAUGCCACGACGGCUGCUCGAAUUUUACUAGCUAAGAACUGGAAAAUACAAGAAUUACCAACUGUGGAAGAUUGGCAGAUGAAGAUGAUGGAUUUUUUUUUGGAGCUAGCUGACCUGACUGGAAGAAUCCACAACCAGAAAGAAGAGGAAUACCAAGAAGAUUGGAAGAAAUUAAAAGACUAUUUGAAUAAAUAUUCUAAUAUAAAAAAUUAGAAAUCACUUGAAAGUACCAAAUAGGCCUAGGAUUAAAAUAGGAUUUACUAAAUAAAUGGGGUUUAGAAAGUAAGAAAAGUGAAUAAGCUAGAUAAUAACUGGAAAUAUUUUGGUUUAAGAAUGAUAUUGGAAAAGCUGUUACAUACAGACACAAGGAAAUUCAGAAGGGAGGGAAUGGAGGAAGUCAACCAAUAUGUAAAUAAGUAUGGGCUUUUAAAGGAUGAAGUUCGCUCUUAUUGUUUAUCUCUUUUAUGGUGGUGGAUAAGAUGUUUAUUGUACUGUUUUCUUUUUUGAUGCACUUCCCCCCCCUCUUCCUUUUUGUGUUAUCUGUUCUGUUAUGUGGUAUAAUUGUGGAAAACUUAAUAAUUUAAAAAAACAAAAACAAUUUCUCUUUUUAAAUGGUAGAAAAUAAUUAGAGAAUAAUACUGAUAUUUAAUGGUUUGCUUUAACCUCUGCAAAAAAAAAAUUAAUGUUUUGUCAGACAAAAACGAAUGUGAUAUUGGGGCAAGCAAGAUUUGUGGAGAGCAUGCUUCAUGCCACAAUACACAAGGAAGCUUUUAUUGCAUUUGUCUAGAAGGCUUCCAGGCUUCCAGUGAAAACAAGAUAUUCAUUCCCAAUGAUGGCACAAAAUGUAUAGGUAAGUACAGCAGCAACAAGUCAUAAGGAAUUUUUACUGUUUUCCUUUAUGUUCUUUUUAGAACACACACAGAGAGAGAGAGAGAGAGUUUUAGUUUUCAUCUAAAGCUGUUUCUCUCUUUAAUGUAUGUCCUUUCCACUACUUGAGCAUGUCUAAAUUGACACUUUUCAUUUUCAAAAUUGCUGGGAGCUGUAAUUGAGGAAGAUCAAACCCAUAUUUCCACAUAGUUAUGUAGGAGAGGGGGAAUUUUCUGCUAUAUAUUUUUGGCAGAAAGCAUUUCAUUUUUAGAAAUGCAUUGUUUCAUAAAAUUAAUAAGAUACAGGAAUGACUAUCAUGCUGAUUAAGCUGACAACUAAAAUAUAUACCAGUCAAAUCUAAAAUAAAAGUUGUAGUUAUUAUUAUUUUUAACUGAUUUAGAGAAGCCUUCAUUCCCCCACCUCUGAAACCUAAUUAAUGUUCAGGGAAGGGAAUAUUUGAGUCUGCUAUAGAUUUACAAGUUUCCCCAUAAAAAUAAUUUCCAGGUAAAGCUUUGAAUUUGUUGCAAUAUAUACAUCUAAAUCACAUCAAAUGUGCUAUGUUAGUGUUUUUUCACGAGACAAAUGGGAAACUGUUCCGAUCCAUGCUUUCUAAGGCACAGGAUAACUGGAAGUGUGGACAAACCUUCUGUUUUCCCCACUUGCUUUCCCUGGGAAAACCAGCUCUUUCAUGCUAAAUCGGAGCAAAUGUCAAUCUACAGGGAAUCCAAUUGAUGUUUGCUCCGGUCCAGCAGUAAAGAUCAGAUUUCUACAGGAGAAAGUGGCAGGACCAAGCGAGAGUCUGCAUGAGCCCUUAUGGACUCUGGAGGCCCCAAUUCAAGGCUGGCAUUGGUUUCUGUUACCCAGGCCUCUUGUGCUGCUGGUCUGACAGAUCACCCCAGCCCCUCUUCAUUAUAGUUCAAGUCCAGGCUUACUGUUCUACAUAUUUUGCAUCUGUUUUCUCCCACAGCUGAUAACAUAGCCGUUGUGUUUUGUACUCUGAUAUCUGAGGUCUUGUGUAUGCAAGCGCAUGGUUGUUACUUUCCAUGUGGGAAAAUUGCUUCAGUGCUGCAAUAUGUACGUGUGCAGAUAUCAGAGACUAACUUCUUGAAGGGCACAUAGCAAAUCAGUGGCAGGGGUAGAACCGGGACGGAGGAAGGGGGUACGGUGGGGGCAGAUCGCCCCGGGUGUCGCCACUGAGGGGGGUGACAAAAUGCCGGGUGACACUCACUGUGGGGCCUGUAGCACACCUGAGCCACACGUCUCUCCUGGGAGUGAUGCGGUGGCUUGGGUGCCCGCAGGCUCCACGCUGCCCCAAACGGUCUGCCCUCCCUCUCCCCCUCAGCUGUAGGAUGGCUGAGUGGGAGGAGGCAGGCAGACUCGGAGCUGACCCUGCCCCUCAGGUGGCUGCCCCCCCCAACGCACGCCGCCCCAUGCGCCCAAUCGGCUUCCUCCGCCACUGACAGGGGUAGAACUUGAGUCCAAGAUUUCCUGAUCUAAGUCCAGCUGAUGCCUUUCCUCAGAUAUCUUUACUGGCUUUCCAUCCCCUUCCAUGCCCAGUGUUAACUGUUUGCCCUUACCUUUGAAACUUUGGUGUGAGCUUGCCCCAGUCUUAUCUAUUGACAUGUCUCUGAUCUGUUGAUAUUUCCAAUUUCAGCCACCUAAAAGUCUCCUGCUCUCUUAAAUAGCCCUGCCCUUUCUCCCUUGCAUCCCCUUCUCCAAAUACUUGCCUGCUGCCAUCCUCUUUUUCUCAUUUAUUUAUUUAUUUGGUUUUCCAGAUUAACAUUUUACAGUCACAUAUCCAACAUACAACAUAAAAACAAGAUUCCAAGGAAUCUCUUGCACUCCCCUUUGUGGGUCCUAUUGUUAAUCAUUUCCUCCUGCAUCUUUUAUGAUAAUCCAAAAUCUUUUACAUCUCCAUUAUGGCCAAAAUUCACCAUUAAACUACAAGUGUUAUUCCAAUCCUACUAACGAUUUUAGCUGUUUACAAUGGUUUUUAUGAUAAAUUAUAAAUUCCUCCCAUUCCUUAUUAAGAUUUUGGUUUUCCCGAUUUCUGAUUCUCCCGGUCAUUUUAGCCAUUUCGGCAUAAUCCAUCAACUUAAUCUGCCAUUCUUCUCUGGUAGGGACUUUCCCCUCAUUUCUUCCAACAAGUCUUUGGCUUAAUUCCAUAGUCCUCUUAUCAUUUGAAACUAAGGGCGGGAUUCCCCUAAUGAGACACAAGUAUUUCUGCUUGGGCAGUGGGGCUUCUCCCCCCUGAACCCUCCAGAAUUGGCUCUGGGGGCAUCAGGAGCAGGGGCGGAGGAAGGGGUGUGUGGUGGGGGCGGAUCAUCCUGGGUGUCUUCGCUGAGGUGGGUGACAUUUCCCGCGACUCCCAGCCUACCCUGAGCCGUCAGGGGAAGGGGGGGAGCUGCGCCGCUUUGCCGGCUGCAUCCCCCCUUCCCCCUUCAUUUUGACAGCUGAGGGAGGCUUGGGAGUUGUGGGCAGGUGGUGCGCCGAAUGUCCGCCAUUGGCGGCUCGCUCUGCCCCUAUGGGCAGCCCACUUGUGCCACUCUGUGCACCUGAGCGGCUAUCCCAUGCCUGGGAGGGCACCCUCCACGCCCCUCCCCCUUUGGGAGCGUGCCUGCCCUGGGCAGCUUGGGCAUAUGCUCUGCCGCUGAUCAGGAGAAACCACACAGCAGCUGGAAGGGACGGGGUUUGUUUCGUCAGGCAGAUUGCAAUGCUUGUGUUCACAGAACAGUCAUAAUAUCACAACGCUGGAUUCCAUCCUUAGUCCAUCUUCACACACCCCAGUUAUACUUCCCUCUUCAUUUCUCCCCUUUCUUUCCUUGUUUUCCUCACUGUUGAAAGCCCCCUGACCCAAGGACCAGUCAUUUUCAUGUAUGUUAUAGUUUAAAGCACUAUGUGUGGUAGUUGCUCAAAGCAGGCCCACCGAAAUGAAUGAACAUGACUAAGUUAGGUCCAUUAAUUUCAGUGGGGCAGCUUGGUGCUAGGUGAGCUCUAAACAAUAAUUGUGGCUGCAUGUUGGCUCUUGCCUGCCACCGGGUUCAAAAUAUUUAAAGUAGUCUUAAUAAAAAGACGGUCACAAUUGUAUUACAUUUUCUAGAUCUUGAUGAAUGUGGAAUCUCAGUCAUCUGUGGCCUUGGAGGACGAUGUGUGAAUACGUUAGGAAGCUAUGAGUGCUACUGUAUUGAAGGAUACCAAACAGAAAAUGGAGUGGAACCAUUUCAUUCGCGUACAGCAAAUACUUCGUGCAAAGGUGACUGCUUGUAUUUUUAAAAAGAGUACAGUUUUAGGCUCCUUUAGGUAUUGAAAUACAAGGGAAAACAUGUCUGUAUGCUCUGCCCAAUUGUGCAGUAAGUGGUAAACCCAUCUUCCAGUAUUCUAGCUGAUGAGGCACCGGGAUGAUUGACAAGCACUCAAUUCCAAGGUUGAAUCCCUAGUACAGUGGUACCUUGGUUCCUGAAUGGCUUAGUUGUCGAACAAAUCGGAUCCCGAACACCGCAAACCUGAAAGUUAAGUGUUCAGGUUUGCGAACAUUUUCCCACAGUGUUUAGUGGGACUUACUCCCAGGUUCACAGGCAUAAGAUUGCAGCUUACAUGAUAAAUAGGAAUGCGGGUGGCGUUGUGGUCUAAACCACUGAGCUUCUUGGGUUUGCCAAUUGGAAGGUCGGCUGUUUGAAUCCGCACAAUGCUUUGAGCUCCUUUGCUCUGUCCCAGCACCUGCCAACCUAACAGUUUGAAAGCAUACCAGUGCAAGUAGAUAAAUAGGUACCACUGCAGCAGGAAGGUAAAUGGUGUUUCCGUGCACUCUGGUUUCCAUCACAGUGUUCUGUUGUGCCAGAUGCAGUUUAGUCAUGCUGGCCACAUGACCCGGAAAGCUGUCUGUGGACAAACAGCGGCUCCCUCAGCUUGAAAUCGAGAUGAGCGCCGCAACCCCAUAGUUGCCUUUGACUGGACUUAACCAUCCAGGGGUCCUUUACCUUUACCUUACCUUAACAUGAUAAAUCCCUUCCCUUAAGACAGAGCCAUGCUGAUGGUAAACCUUGGUAUCAUUUUGUUAUCAGUUUUGACCAGCUCUUUAAUAGUUACUACGUUACUGAAAAUGCUUCAUUUUACAUUGCAAGUAUUAGGCAAUUGAAUUAUUACUCAUAGUGAACGUAAGAUUCCAUUUUUUUACUAACAUAAAAAGCAAAACACUGAAUGGUAGAGGUGUGUUGUUUAAAGUAUUUUAUACCCCCACUUUUCCUCAUAUAACUCACAGUGUCUUACAAAAACAAAGCAGUAGUGCAUAAAAUGAAUAAAUGCAGCAAUGCAUUUAUUUAUUUCAGUAAUUAAUUUUUUCUGCUCUGUUUAGCUGAAAAGAGAGUGGCUUAAAAAAAAUAAAAUCGGUAGUAAGACAGGCCCUGCCCUCAGGCUUAAAAGACCUGAAAUGCAAAGAAUAAGAGAUGGGGUGGGAGGAGAAAAAAAAUAUCCUUACGUACUAGUUUUUUACGUUAGAGAUAUUAUAACGACCAGCUGCGAUGAAAAAGUUCAGGGAGCUUGAUGGAAUGGUUGCCACUAGGUGACAGCUGGGGAAGGCUGAAGGGUGGUUGGUCUCUCAGCAGAGGUGAUAGCAUAACUCUCCUUCUUUUCUUUCCCUCUGCCUUGUGGUCUGCAGUAAAACAGCUUAAAAACAACCAUGCUAUGUGCUGCUAACAAGAGAAAGAGGAGCAGAAAAGUCUGUUCCAGAUACGACUCAGAAAAAAUGUAGCUGCUUCUACACCCAUAAAACAGCCCUCUGCUUUUUAAUUUCUGUUUUCUGGAGCAGUUUGGUUUAAGACAUUGUCGCUUGUGUGUUGUAUGAGUGUCUGGGGCUCUAAAAAGCGGAAGAACACGCAGAAUUUAACUGCCAAGUUCUGUCACUUUUUUCUCUGUGAAAAUGCUUAGCACGAUAGUUAUCUCAUGGGAAAAUAUAUAAUCACAGUGACUUGUGUUUUCAGGGGGGAAAUGUAAAGAAAUGAAAGUAAUAACAGCAGCAGUCCUGCAAGAGUCAGGAGCUUUUACCACUUUGCCAUGUGGAGCUGGCAUAAUCUUCGGAUGACUCAUUUUAAAUAAGAUAGCAGCACCUCCUGAGAACUGUGCUUUGGCAGUCAUUGUAAUAAUAUAGUAGAAAUAAUCAUUAUAAUAAUGAUCAUAAAAAGGCAGAAUACUUCAAGGAGGCUAUAUAAUUGCUUGAGUGCAAGACUCGUUGUACCAGCGCACAGGCUUUUGAUGAGCCAUGCCAGUAGGUGUGCCAGCACAUUUCAAAAGGCGAUGCUAUGCAGGCAUCGCAGUGGUAUUAUGGCAACAUUGCAGGCAGGGACGCGGAAAUAUUUUAGAACUGCGGUGAAAAACAUCCAGUGCCUGUACCAGGUACCUAAUUCAACCGACUCAGGGCCAUGUGAAGUAUGGGAUUUUAGAGAGAUGAUGGUCCCAUGUGCUGCAGCAUGGGCCUAUAGGAGCUGAUAAAAGAGGCGAUAGUUCCUGCCCUUCCACUAACACCGAUCUGACCUAAAUGCCACCCCUAAAGUGCAAAAGUGUCAAUCUUCUAGAGCAGUUAGUAGGCAGAGCUGGAGAUUCACUAAAUGGGCUUUGAAAUCUCAAUGUUUUCUUGUCUUUGUUUUCUGCAACAUUUUUUUUUUUAAUUAAAAAAAGAGGCUUCUGCUGGAGGGCAGCUCUGGGCAGAGAGCAGAGAUGUGAAUGGGGAGAGGUGCUUAGCUUCAGCUGCCAUUUCUUUGCUGCAGAUUAUCCUCAUGUUCCUCUCAUCUUUCAAAUUAGGUGUUUUCCAGUGGUUUCAACCCAUUGGGGAGAGAAAGCUGCUUGGCUUUGUGAUCUGAGCAGAAAAAUGGAUGGGAAAUGGUUUCAGGACUCUUCGCCUCCGCUGCUUUUCCAUUUUAAAUUGACACAUCACAAAGUUGCUCCCACCCCCCACCCCCCCACCCAACCACUCCAAAAAAAGGAUGGUAUCAAAACUAUAAGCAUUCUCAUUAGUUCCUUAACUGGGUUUGCAGGAGGAUCCCCUAAAAUUUCUGGGUGCCAGUUCUCCCCGUAAUGUCUGAAAUCAGUAAAUGUGGGGUUUGGUCAAUGGAUUUAGCAAGGCCUACAAGGGACGUGGGUGGCGCUGUGGUCUAAACCACUGAGCCUAGGGCUUGCCAAUCGGAAGGUCGGCGGUUGGAAUCCCCACAAGGGGGUGAGAUCCUGUUGCUCGGUCCCAGCUCUUGCCAACCUAGCAGUUCAAAAACACGUCAAAAUGCAAGGAGAUAAAUAGGUACUGCUCCCGCAGGAAGGUAAACGGCGUUUUUGUGCGCUGCUCUGGUUUCGCCAGAAGCAGCUUAGUCAUGUUGGCCACAUGACCGAGAAAAGCUGUCUGCGGACAAACGUCGGCUCCCUCGGCCAGUAAAGCGAGAUGCGUGCCGCAACCCCAGAGUUGUUUGUGACUGGACUUAACUGUCAGGGGUCCUUUACCUUUUUACAAAAGUCAAGCCAGUUUCCUCAGGAGACUGACUUGCGAGAGGUGCCAUCAAAGAACAAAACAGGAGAUGGCAUAGUCGUUACCCAUCGGGACAUUCAGUGGCAGACAGGAAGUGAGGUGGAGUCCCUCCUCCAGCUGUGUGCCAGUUAGCAAAAGCCAAUAGCAGAGCUGGGAGGGGAAGGUUGCCAGGGCUACAGGGGGUGUGAUGUCACCACAGAAAAAAGUGUCCUUUUUGCAUGAGGCUCGGGUUGUGUUUUAGCAAGGGUUUUGGGAAGAAGAAGGAUGGAGAGAGAUGCCAUACAGGCUGAGGGAUAGACAUAGUGUGUGGUGGAGGAGACUCAGAGAUGGUGUUUGGGCUGCUUUUGAACCCAAUGGUGUGCUGCUGUCAGGAGUAAGCCCCUCGCAGUUGUGAUGCUCAGAAGCCUCUCUCUAUCCAAGCUCAGGUGUAAAUAUGUGCAAAUAAACCAUAUUUCAUAAAGGUGCUACGGUCUCCACUAUGCCUCAUUUUCCCCAAAGGAAACACAAACUUUGAUUAAAUGCCGAGAUCCCUGGAAUCUUUCACUGCUCAGCAGAGAUUGGAGUGGCUGGCAACAGUAAAGACAUAUAAAUGUAGCAAAAUGUGUUUGUAAAUUCAUAAUUUAAGCAGUUGGGAUUGUCUCAGUUCUGUGUUGUGUACCCUAGGGCUACAUACACACAAUAUAUUUAAAGUACAUUUUUCUCACCAAAGAAUCCUGGGUACUGUAGUUUGUUGAGGAUGCUGGGAAUUAUAGCUUUGUGGGCUAAGCAGCAGUUCCCAAUAUUCUUUGGGGUGACGAAUGUUCUUCAAAUGUGUGAUUAGUGGCAGCCAUUGUUACUUUAAGAAAUUGGGCCUUGCAUGUCAUAGUGUGUCUUUGCCUUAUAGUGUCUUAACUUAUUCUCCCCCCUCUUUUGGUGCAGUUGUUGACUGUGGGCUCCCACCUUCUGUUCCAAAUGCAUAUUCUGCAGUCAACAAAACAACUUAUGGAAACAAAGUUGUUUAUACUUGCCAGCCUGGUUAUGUCAUCGAAAGUGGAAAUUCCACUGCAGUUUGCAGUUCCAGCGGACAAUGGAAGGAAGCUGAUUUUGUAUGCAAAGGUAAAGAAAACAAUUAAAAAGCUUUAAUGAUUGCAGCAUUUAUUUCAACAAAGGCUAUUUGUUACAUUAAUUGUAAGCAUAUCUUUAAAAAAAUUGGCAUGCUUGAAUCGCAAGGAAAUCAAAGUUUUUAUAAAUUAAAGUCAAUGGGACUUAAGUAUGUAGUUAAAUUGCUUGGUUCUCUUGAUUUCAUUUGGUCAACGUGCUGCUUCACAAAAUACUCAGCAGCAAAUAUUUUACUGAUAAAUAAAUAUUAAUGGGGAAACCGUUACCUUAAUAAUGCUGUCUUCUUUCUCUUUCUUUCCCAUUAGAAAUUGACUGUGGAAAACCACGGUGGUUUCCAAAUAAUACAGAUAUUAUCUGGGAUAACAGAACAACUUUAGGGAGCACGAUAUACUAUAAAUGUAGGGAAGGAUUUCAGUUUUUUGGAGAGCAUAAUUUUUCACAAUGCACAACAUCUCAGAAGUGGGGAAACAUCACUUUUGAAUGCAAAGGUAAAAAUAUCAUCUGUAAUCUAUAUUAAAAUUGCUCAUUAUUUAUGAAUGAACACCACCAUAAUAACUAUCCUUUGUGAAGAAGAAAAAAUGUUUUCCUGAAAAUCCCAAGGUUCUUACCUCUUCUUAAUAAUGGAAAAAUGAUUUUUAGGUAUCUUGACAAGUACUAGAGGUUCAGGGUCAGACUAGUUGAGAUGUUAUACAGCAUCCCUGGAAGAAGCCCCACCUCCCAUCUGCUCAGAUGGCUGAUUCUUGGUUUACAUUUUCUAUUUGGUUAUGGAAAUUGGAGAACACGGUAUACGAGGCACAAUGGCCGUAUGCCCUGUAUUGAGAAAUUUUUUAUGCCUGAUGGUUUACAAUAUUUUUAUACAUGCUGUAGCUGGGGAAACCCAGCCAGAUGAGCGGGGUAUGAAUAAUACAAUUAUUAUUAUUAUUAUUAUUAUUAUUAUUAUUAUUAAUUAUUCAUAUUCCCAGAUCUGUCUCAUUGCUGCUUGACAAGAGGUUUAUUACUUUGUAGUCAGGUAUCUACUGUAUUGGGGACACAGGUGGCGCUGUGGGUUAAACCACUAAGCUUCUUGGGCUUGCUGAUCAGAAGGUUGGCGGUUCGAAUCCCCGCGACAGGGUGAGCUCCUGCUGCUCUGUCCCAGCUCCUGCCAACCUAGCAGUUUGAAAGCAUGCAGUGCUUAUAUUUGGGCCAAUAUGGUAGAUAAAAAAGGUAAAGGGACCCCAUUAGGUCCAGUCGCGGACGACUCUGGGGUUGUGGCACUCAUCUCGCUUUCAGGCUGAGGGAGCUGGCGUUUGUCUACAGACAGCUUUCCGAGUCAUGUGGCCAGCAUGACUAGACUGCUUCUGGCGCAACAGAACACCGUGAUGGAAACCAGAGCGCACAGAAACACAGUUUACCUUCCUGCCACAGCGGUACCUAUUUAUCUACUUGCACUGUAUGCUUUCAAACUGCUAGGUUGGCAGGAGCAGGGGCCGAGCAACGGCAGCUCACACCAUCACGGGGAUUCGAACCGCCGACCUUCCGAUUGGCAAGCCCAAGAGGCUCAGUAGUUUGGACUGGGAUGACAAAAAGUCUAGACUACUGCAGUUGCAUUUCUGAAUUAAAACAGCUUCUGAUCCCAUUUAGAAAUAAAAUGUGGCAAACCUCCUGCUAUACAUCACUCCAACAUGAUAUGGAAUGGGAUAUCAAAGCCAGGAAGCCUUGUGGAAUACAGAUGUGUCAAGGGCUUCUACAACACGAGCAUGAAAAAACAUUCAUUCUGCACCAAAAAUGGAUCGUGGGAAAUCUUGGAUCUAACAUGUGAAAGUAAGUGCAUGAUGAUAAUCCUAGCACAGACGUUGUGGGCAAGUUCUAACUAAGGGACACUGGAGUUAUUAUUGCUCUUGUGGCGAAACGAGGGCACUAUCCCUUUGGCAGGCGUCUACAGGUUAAGAACCAGAGGAGGUUGUUUGUUGGAAUCUCCCUGGCUGAGGAGAAAGGGUUAAAGUGCUCCACUGCCUCCCGCAGUUUGGUCAAACUCAUGCUGGUAGCUUCGAGAACUGUCCAACCAUCUCGUCCUCUGUCGUCCCCUUCUCCUUGUACCCUCCAUCUUUCCCAACAUCAGGGUCUUUUCCAGGGAGUCUUCUCUUCUCAUGAACUACCCUCUCCCAAUACUGUAGAACUUUCAGAGAGGACUCUUGAAGUUUUUGGAGCUCUGUGUUUAACAGAACAACAGUGGCAUCCAGUGGAUUUCUUUGUUAACAACAUGCAUGUGACAAAUAUAGUAAUGAUGAUUGAUCAAAACUGGGUUCAGCAAAUAGACAAGAUGUAAACUUAGAAAAUAUGAAGCGUUAGCAGAAGCCGUAACAGGUCUCAUUCUAGAUCAAUGAUAUGGCGGUUUCCUGUAUUGUUGAUGGAACAAGGUAAGUGAUGAUGGCAAAGGAUGGCUGCCCUUUCCCUGUCAAGUUGCAAAGUUUGUAUGAUGAAAAAGCUGGAUUUAGAUUGCAGUUGACCACUACUAGAUCCUGCAAUUGAAACAGCGACAAGAAGAAACUGGCUUUUACAUGCCAUUCAACAAUGGGAAAUGUUUUCGUUUGUUAUUUUUGCAGAAGUUAAAGACUUUGUCGGUAUUGCACUAAAUAACUCUUGUUUGACGUGGAGGAGGCUUAAUGGAAAUGCAGCCGUCAACGAGACUUACCAAGUGCGUGAGUUAUUUUAAAUCUUUUUUUGUACUAGAAAGAUUAGAGGUUCUUAGCUUUCUAGUGGGGGACAGGCAGGUUUCUGUAAGUACGGAGGGAUGUAUAAACAUUUUAAUAAAAUAUUGCUAAAUAACAUCUGCAAAUGUUUUUUUAAAAAGGAUGUGAUUUGAUUGCUCACCGUUUCUUCUAGAUGCCAUAACAUAGGAAGUAAAGCAGAAACAAAGAACUUCUGAGCUGCCUGGAGACAUUUACAACUUGAUAAAUAUAUAACUGCUUCUUGAUUGGCCAGAAGGGCUUCUGUUCUGGCCAAGUCAGUUCUGUCUUUAAUGCUGAUUAACCAUCUUGGCCUGUCUCCUUUCCAUCUCACAGUUAUAGAUACAAAUCUAAAUAGGAUUUGUGGAAUGAUCUCCCCAGGGUCAUGGGGAGGCCUGGCCGCCUUCAUUACAUAUCCUUAGGUGCCUGGCAAAAACAUUACUCUCCUCUCCUCUCCGGCCUUUGGCUAUUUAAAUAAUCUAUGGCCCUUUAAACACACUGUGGGUGUGUUAUUGUGGGCUUUCGUUACUAUGUUGUAUAUUUUUCUGUUUUUAUAUUUCAAAUGGCUCUGUGAUCAGUGCCGGAUUUACGUAUAAGCUAAACAAGCUAUAUCUUGGCCCCCCCCAAAAAAAAACUAAAGAAAAAAAACCCCUGGAUGUACAUUUCCAAAAUAUAAGAUAAAAACAAAUAAAGUAAAACCUAAAAAUGAUUGUAUUAACUACAAUUGCAUUGUACAGGUUAUAACACUUAAUUUCAUAUUAAUAAAGCUAUUUAUAAUUAUUAGAAGUUUGCAUCAUAUAUUUACACCCAUUAUUAUUUCAUGUUAUAGCAAGUUUCUAAAGACUAGAUUAUGAAGUCUUUGUAAAUUGUGUUUCUAAAGGAACUUUUGUUAUUGCCAAAUGCCAAUGUGUUUGCAUUAUUAAGUUUGUUCUGAGUAAAAAAUCAUUUUAAGUUAGAGCUUAAUUAUUUCACUAUUAAUAUACUUCUUAAUUGUAUUUCACUAUUAAUAUACUUAUUCUUAAUUGUAUUUCAGUUCAACAAUUACUUUGAUAAAAUAAAUAUUUUGUUAUGUACAAAUGGCUUUAGAUACCUAUUAGGUCCAUAAAUUACCAUAUAGCAUAUAUUCAACACAAAAAGCAGUGACAAUUUGUUGUUGAUAAAGGACAGCUGGACAUAUAAAGGGCCCCAUUACCUUCAGUAGCUUAGAGCCUCAUCACACCUAAAUCCGGUCCUGUCUGUGAUCCUCGGAUGAAGGGCAGUAUAGAAAUUUAACAAAUAAACAAAUUUGUACCAGCUUAUCUGUCUUGACUUCUUCCCCAAAGACUCCUAGAAAAACCCAUGUGGUAAAAGUGUGGCCUUUUCAAAAUGAACAUCUCCGGAGUUCUUUGGGGAGACAAAAUGGAUCGUUAACCAAGUUUAUAUUAUAAAGGGACCCCUGACCAUUAGGUCCAGUCGACUCUGGGGUUGCAGCGCUCAUCUUGCUUAAUUGGCUGAGGGAGCCGGCGUACAGCUUCCGGAUCAUGUGGCCAGCAUGACCAAGCCGCUUCUGGCGAGCCACAGCGCCACCUGCGUCCCUUGUUUAUAUUAUAGCUAUGCCCUAAAGUUUUGUUUCUGAGAACUGACGUACUUUUCAUUUCCCAUACAGCUCACAAUGAGAAUGCUAGGGAAUGAUUCGAAGAAAACUGUGGCUGAAUCAAAGAUUAGCUAUACCACAGCCGAGGAGGCUAUAAAGAUAUGCUUGGAGCUACGUCAGGAUGCAAACUACAGUGUGGAAGUAACUACAGGAUCCACCAAUUUGGCUUUAAAAGUCCGAAUAAUGCACCCAGUAGUUGGUAGGUGCUGCAGUUUGGCAAAUCAUCAAUACUGAUAGUUAGGAAAUUUUACCUGAAAAUCUUCAGUGCUGGUGAUGACACAAAACAGUGUUCUUAAACUGGUGGCUGAUAAUACUGAACUGGAGGUCACUGUUCAUGAGGAAUGGGCUAAGAUUGGCUAAGAUCUGGCCAUGCAUCUCGUUUGCAGCAGAUCAUAGCAGCAAAAGGCUGCUCUACUAAGUACUAAAGAUGCUUGCCAUGAAGGAAUUGAAUAAAAGUAAGACUGGAGAAGCCAGUAUAAGUUGCAAUUUCAGCUCAAUUUGGGGGAACCACUAGAAGCAUCCGUUGUGUUGAGCUAUUUCAAUUGAUUUGCUCAUUGCAAACAGCUGAAAGUCUGUAAAUUUUUGAUAAUAAACCUGAUUUGCAAUGAGGGAGUUGAACAUAGCUGUCAACUUUCGGAUUUGAAAAUAAGGGAUCAGCAGCCUCACCUCUCCCGGAGACAGUCUACGGGAUAUCUAACAAUCCGGGAUAGCAGCGGGAAGCAGCGGGAAACGGCACUGAAAUAAGGGAAUUUCCCGCAAAAAAAGGGAAGGUUGACAGCUAUGGAGUUGAAUAAUUUCGAUUGCAACUGUAUGCUAAAGAUUCUGAAGUGCAAUGGGCUGGUGAACCCUUGUGAUAAUGAUUAGUGGAUUAAAACGAGCCAAAGAACCAAAUUGGAAAGCUACAUAUAGGGCCUAGAGAGUCUGUGUGCUUUGGACCAGGAAGAAAGAGGGCAAGCAAGGGAAGGGGCCAAAAGAGAGUUGGGUUGCAAAUCAGGAAUUAUGCCAACUGUGUCUUCUGCAGUAGCAUUGUGACCUGGCUACCCAAAAAUAGCCAUGGCAGUCAAGAAACAGGUGAGUGGGCCUGAAUUUUGCAUAUUGGAUUUGCUCAAAGCAAGCAGUUCUGAUUGCAGGCAACUUCUUUGUGUUGCGUUACCUGUUAUUAUUAAUAAAAUACCAGCAUAGCAUAGUUGAUUAAGAGUUUCUCUUCCCUGCCACACUUUUCCCUCCCCAGAAAAGAAAGCUGCAUUCAGCAACAUCUCCAUAUUUAAUGACACCUGUAUUAAAUGGCAAAGAGAAUCAUCAUCUGAGGAAAACUAUGUAGUAAGUGAUGUACAGUUUCUGACUGCAGUGGGAAGUACUGGGACGAAAUCUCAUGUUGACAUGCGUGUUUCAGAGUGUUGACAGCAGUGCAGCGUCCAUCCCAUUGUCACCCCUGAUACAAGUUUUGCAGAUUUUGGGUGCAUUUCAAAGAAACGGUUUGAUCAUACACAACAGGGAUCUCUACUUAUUCAAGAAAGUCCACAAUGCCGUUGUUACCGGGGUGGAGAACUCAGGCCUAGGGGCCAAAUGCAGCCCCCUAAGUCUCUGUUUCACAACUGGAAUUCUUCUCAGGCUACAUCUGUCAGCAGCCUUCCUUCACAUCCUCCUUGAGUAUUUUUGGCUGGCUGCAGUGUACCCUUGAACUCUGAUAAUGCCUCACGGUUGAAAAACAUACCAGAUAUAACCGUUGCAGUGACUGAUUAGGUAGUGUGUAGAUUUGCAAGCAAACUGCUGAAUUUUUGUGAGGGACUUGUGUGCCAUACAUUCCUAUUUGCAACAUAUUCUGAGGUAGAUCAUGUGCACAUAAGAUUUUUGUAUAGUCUCUUGUGUGUUAGCGCUGCAGCUGUGGAGAUUAUCUGCCACCCUCAUUAAAAUUCAGGCCCCUUUCCUGAAGUUCCAUGUUGCUUAUUACUCUUUUUAAAGCCAAACAGCCUACCUAAUGCAGAAUGCUUUGGGGGAAGAGAGAGGGCUGUCAGAACUUCUUGAUCCGAGAAGCAAAUUGCCCGUCAACAAAACAUGCAAACCUUUAUAUUGUGGGUUAAGACCAGUUGAGAGUCCCAUGGAUUGCAAGAAGAUCAAACCUCUCCAUUCUUAAGGAAAUCAGCCCUGAGUGCUCACUGGAAGGACAGAUCGUGAAGCUGAGGCUCCAGUACUUUGGCCACCUCAUGAGAAGAGAAUACACCCUGGAAAAGACCCUGAUGUUGGGAAAGAUAGAGGGCACAAGGAGAAGGGGACGGCAGAGGACGAGAUGGUUGGACGGUGUUCUCGAAGCUACAAACAUGAGUCUGACCAAACUGCGGGAGGCAGUGGAAGACAGAAGUGCCUGGCGUGCUCUGGUCCAUGGGGUCACGAAGAGUCGGACACGACUAAACAACAACAAGACCAGUGCUGUUUUUCUAGAGAAAGAGGUAUCAAGAGCUAAGCUCCGGUGAGCUCCGGCUGGGGGGAAUAAAAGCCCUAGUUAAGACCUUGCUCUGACAGCUCAUAGAAUGCUACGUUUGUCUUCACACACAGCAGGCCUUCCCUCAGGACUCAAAAUGUGAAUCCUGGAAAUCUGGUCAGGCUGGAUGAACUUGCAGGUGUGACUCAGCCGAUGAUGCUAUCUAAAACCUGGUCUGCACAAGCUAAAGAAGGAGGUGGGAACGAGAUGGUAGAAGUGGCCCAGAGGUGGUCGAAUGGAUUGUACCAUUUCAGACUGUAAGCAGGAAUUCACAUUUUUUUAACAGGCCCCAACAUAAAAGACUCUCUGCAAAUACCAAAGCUAGUACAGCAGGAAACAGGUUGUUGUUGUUUAGUUGUUGUAGUUGUGUUUGACUCUCUGUGACCCCACGAACCAGAGCAUGCCUUGGAAAUUCUCACUUUCUUCUCAAAGCUCCUUCUUUUUUAUGUCCAUGGAGUUUUCUUGGCAAAAUACUGGAGUGGUUUGCCAGUUCCUUCUCUAGGUGGAUCACAUGUAGUCUAAACUCUUGGCUAUGACAUGUCCAUCUUGGGUUGCCCUGCACGGCAUAGCUCAUAGCUUCUUGAAGUUAUUCAAGGCCCUUUGCCACAACAAGGCAGUGAUCCAUUAAGGGGAGGAAACAGGUUAGGUUAAAGGUUAAAACCCUUCUGUCCUGUUGUGCUAGUUUUCCAUUUUCAGAGAGCACUUUACGGUGGGGCAGCAUUCAAAAUUGGUUUUGCACUUCCUUUCUGCUUCAUUCUGCUGGCCUUAGAAGCAGGCACUUCCAAUAGAUCGAGGACAUUCAGACCAGACAAACGUAGUGUAUUCUUCCUGCUGCAACCACCAAAACGUUUGCUUAGUGCACUUAAAUUUAAGAGGCCCCACUAGCUAAUAAUAUGUGCCAAAUGUUUAAAGUGUUUCAUUCUCAUUUGGGUCGCACACUCCAUUUGCAGCUUCAGAUACAGGGCCUACGGUGGUAUCAGAAACAAUUCCGUGAUAACAUGACCUAUAACUUCACCACAAGUUCUCAGACUCCAGCAGUGUGCCUUGACUUACUGCCGGGCACCAAUUACACCGUUAACAUCUCCACAACAGAUCUCAACCACAGUGCUCUCAUCUACAUGAGAACCCCCAUCACUGGUAAGGCCUUGCUUUGUAUUUUUCUCCUAGUAUUUUGACAAGGUUGGAAAAUUAAAAGUGCAGGAAGUCACUUCAGUUGAUUUUUAUACAAUCUGGAAGAAAGCCAUAGAAUUUACUACCUUUCACUUUUCCAUUCUUGCUAAGGAAGCCCCUCCCUUACUUGAUCAAAUAAUUUUCUAUGCCACUUACCCUACCGACACCACAGUGACUUAGCAAGUUGUAGAAUAUGAAGAGUGAGGUUUAGUGCUUAUGUUGAGUCUUACUGCAGCAGAGGCACCAGCUCUUGCCAUGAUGGAACGAGAGCUACCUUUGGACUUGAGUACACGGGUGGCGCUGUGGUCUAAACCACAGAGCCUAGGACUUGCCGAUCAGAAGGUUGGUGGUUCAAAUCCCCGUGACAGGGUGAGCUCCCAUUGUUUGGUCCCAGCUCCUGCCCACCUAGCAGUUCGAAAGCACAUCAAAGUGCAAGUAGAUAAAUAGGUACCGAUCCGGCGGGAAGGUAAACAGAGUUUCCAUGUGCUGCUCUGGUUUGCCAGAAGCGGCUUAGUCAUGCUGGCCACAUGACCCAGAAGCUGUCUGCGGACAAACACCGGCUCCUUCGGCCUAUAGAGCGAGAUGAGCACCGCAACCCCAGAGUUGUCCGUGACUGGACCUAACGGUUAGGGGUACCUUUACCUUUACACCUAGAUUCAAAUACAGUCGUACCUCGGAAGUCAAAUGGAAUCUGUUCCGGAAGUCUGUUUGACUUCCAAAACGUUCGGAAACCAAGGCACGGCUUCCAGUUGGCUGCAGGAAGCUCCUGCAACCAGAUGGAACCCAUGGAACCCAUGGAUGUUCAGCUUCCAAAGAACAUUCACAAACCAGAACACUCACUUCUGGGUUUGCGGCGUUCAGGAGCCAAAACGUUCCAUUUGCAAGGCGGUCGAUUUCCAAGGCAUGACUGUAUAUGUUUUCCCAAUAACCUGCUGAUUGCUGAACUAGCAGUGAUGAUGACAGGAACAUUUUGUUUCACGUGCCAUUCUUGUUCACUUAUGAAUAGGGGGGUGAAUGGGUGGGUGGGGAUUCUCAAACUGCAAAAGAAGCUUGCUGAUCCCUCCCCAUUCCUUACCUCCCCAAAUUUUGUUGCUCCAGCCACUUUUUGCAUUCUGGGCUCUUUUCUGAUAUCAGAACCAGGAAGAGAGAAAAAUGGUUGUAGCCACCAGCUGCAGGAGAGAUGAGGCCCAGGAGAGAUAGGGUUCAAGUCUCCUCUCCUGUGUGCUCCUUUUACGCCUCUCAUCCCUUGCUUUCUGGAGUGCCAACUAGGCCCUGUGACUGUGGGUGCCCGGGAAUGUGGGUGCCAUGCAGCGUGCAUGGUCUUGGCACUGAAAUUUGUGGAUACCUGGCCCUUUCAUGGGGAAUUUUUAUGGGUGCUUGCACAACCAAGACCCCAGGGAAUUGGCACCUGUGCUUGCUUUAGAUAUGAAUGGGGUAGAUAUGUGAGCGGGCUUGGGGAAGUUACUGACUGAUUGAAUAGCUUCUCUGUAUGGAACACCAUACGGUCUCGGUCGUUGUAAUGUUGCAUAAACUUGAAAAAACAUCCUAAUUUCUCAUGCGCUGUGUGGAAAGAGGAUGAGACAUUGCCAUUUCUCGUGCACUUUGUGGUUACUCUGUCUGCUAACCAGAAGAAGGCAGUCUUUGCAAUUUCUUUACAUUUCUCCCCAGUCUGUAAUCAUCCACUAGGUGAAGCUGUUUAUCUUCGGCAGAUAAAUUGUUUCAGCGUCUUCAGCUGUUCCUUCCUUUGUUAGGAUGAAACAGAGAAGUCCCUCCCCCCCCCUUAAUAACCUUAACUGCUCCCAUCCUUCUUUUCUUCUGCCUGUGCACUGCAGCUGAGCUUAAAACGGAAAACACAAUCUAAAUUUUUUAUUCCGAUUGAUAGUCAUGUGCUGCAUUUGCCACAUAUUGUGGAUAGUUCUGUAUUUAAAAUAGCUGCCGCUGUUCUUGUCCACCAACUCGAUAUAACCAUCUGCUGAAUUAUUCAUCUGCCUGUAUUCCAAGCCUUCAGAAUUUGUGACUCACCAAGCAAAAUUCAUCAUCAUCAGCCAUUCAUUGUGUUCUUCCAGCUGCCUGAUGCCCCCAUCCCUCCCUCCUUAGUCCCUACAUUCCCAGGCAGCAUAAACAGGAGAUGUGCUGAGCUGGACUGAGUUCAGCUUAGGGCUCAACCACGUCUCUGUUUGCCCCACUGCUUUCCCCUGGAAAAACCCACGGUUUAGCGCUGAAUUCGGAACAAAUGGAAAUUGGGUUUUCUGCCGAUUGCCGUUUGUGGUAAAGAGUGGGUUUUCUGACGGGAAGCAGUGGGGCAAGGCAGAACCACUAGGACCUCUGCCUAGAGAGCACAAGAGAGGCAGGAAAUGGGCCAGAUCUGUGCUUUCUAGGCACUAGGCAAGCGGAAAUGUGGACGAGCCCACAUUGCAAGGAUGCACAGCCUGUGCUCAUUUCCUUUUGCAGCCCACGAGCAGGAAACAUCCUUACUCUGUCUGCCGGUACCCCAGUCUUUCAAAUUACUGGUGCUCUCAAUUCUAAUACCUUCUCUUUGGGUUAUGAGAAAGGGAUUGAUGGGCAAAACCUACAUGCUAAACAAAGCCCUGAUACAAGUUUUUGUAAACAGACACAGCUUUGAGAUGUGGCAGUUUUGCAGGGAGACACAGUGGAGUUUGUGGAUGUUGAGGACGUGUGGAAUCCUUUCUUCAACAGUUUUUCUCCCACCUGCAACUUUCACGGUUGCAUAUCUUUUUCCUUCGCACAGAGCACUAGUUGUAUGUUUACCAUUGCAAACAGGGUGGCUGAUUUAAUUAAUGGGCAAAGCUUAAAAUAUAGAAAAUAAUCUCUCUUUUUAGUUGUUGUAGAAAAAGCAACAUUCAUAAUUCCAGAAUUGAAUGAAUUACAGAGAUUUAGAAAGGGGUAAAAGGUAAAGGUAAAGGACCCCAGGACAGUUAAGUCCAAUCAAAGGCGACUUUGGGGUUGCGGUGCUCAUCUCGCUUUCAGACCAAGGGAGCUGGUGUUUGUCCAUAGACAGCUUUCCGGGUCAUGCGGCCAGCAUGACUAAACCGCUUCUGGUGCAACGGGACACUGUGACAGAAACCAGAGUGCACGGAAAUGCUGUUUACCUUCCCUCUGUAGCAGUACCUAUAUAUCUACUUGCACUGGUGUGCUUUUGAACUGCUAGGUUGAAAGGGGAUAAAAUAUUAGGCAGCAACAUUUAAUUGAUUCAUCAGACCCAUCUUUUUUAUAUAUAUAAAAAAGCAACAAUGUUUACUUACCUAAAAAGGUAGCCCAAUUAAUUGGGAGCGGAAUCAAUAAUUUGAAUAGAAAUACUUAUAAAAAUUAAAGAUGGCACUCAUAAGCCUUCAGUUUAUUACCUUUAAAAUGGAUGGCAAAUAAUGGCUUUUUUAAAAGUAUGUACAGCACAGUAUAAAUGGUCGUGUAACACAUGCCUGAAGGACUAACUUGCCCUGCUUGUUCCUCUGAACAUCAGAGGCUUUCCCCUGGAUUUCCCAGCCAGCUGAAAUGCAGUGUUGGUCUGUGAGGACCAGGGCCGCCUUGGUUGUGGCGCCAGUAUAAGGAACACCCUUGUUCUGUUUUUUGUUCUGCUGCUUUUUUGGUUUUUAUCAUUGCUGUUGAUAUUGCCGUGCAUUUGAUUUUGCAAGUUGCUCAGCUUUCUUUGUGAAGAAGACCAGGUUAUGAUUUUUAAAAAAAUAAAAAUACAAAAAUAACGCAUGAAUAAUACCAUUGUAAUAAGAACGACUUGUGGUUUGCUUUUUAGAUCCACCAUCUCCGGAAGUAGACUUCGUAUCAGUACAAGGUUCUGCACCAUUAUUCAGCCUGAGGAAGGCAGAAGACAAAAAUGGACCAAUAAGGUCUCUGGAUUUUUGCUACACAUUUAAGAUACUCCCCAAACACAUAAUACUUACACUUCAAACUUUAUUUGCUUAGAUUAUUUUUUCUCUUUCAAAUUUCAUUACAAUUCAAAGGAUUUAAUUUCCUCCAUAUCUGGAUAUACUUUCUAUUGCAUAUAGCUAACUGCUUUUUGACCCAAAGAUGCAAUAAUCAACCAAAACACAGAAUCUUGUGCCAUGUAUGCAAGAUUUAUACCCCUUACAUUCUUCUUUAUUUAAUCUAGACAACCCCCCUCAGUUCCAUAGCUGUAGUCCACAGUAGAUUUUGAUCUCCAUUUCACCAUAAGUAAGUACUCAUUCCGUGAGUUCAUUAGUACAGUGGUACCUCGGGUUACAAACGCUUCAGGUUACAGACUCUGCUAAUCCAGAAGUAGUACCUCAGGUUAAGAACUUUGCUUCACGAUGAGAACAGAAAUCACGCAGCGGUAGUGGGAGGCCCCACUAGGUAAAGUGGUACCUCAGGUUAAGAACAGUUUCAGGUUAAGAACGGACCUCCGGAACGAAUUAAGUUCUUAACCAGAGGUACCACUGUAUGGGGAAAAGAUAAUAAGGGAUAACUAAUUUGCAUUAGGGCUGGACAUUGGAGGUGAAGAGGCAAGCUUGAUUUACGUGGCCUCCAUGGAAGCAGGGAAACCUCACGGUUGCGUUACCCAAGACUGCUAGAAUAGGGGCUAGCCUAUUUUUCAAAGGGAGGGGAUGGGUUUCGCUGUCUUCACCCAAAUGGUUCCAGAGAGUACUGUCUUCCCUGUAAAUGAGAAGCUACUAUUUAUGCGUGUGGAUUAAGGCACUGGAUGUAGCAUCACCUGUCGCUAAUGGUGGUUGCCUCCGUGUUCAAUGGAGAGAGAUGCUUAACAAUAGAUGUAAUCAUAGCUGUCAACCUUCCCUUUUUUGGCGGGAAAUUCCCUUAUUCCAGCACCGUUUCCCGCUGCUUCCCACUGCUAUCCCGGAUUGUUAGAUAUCCCGUAGACUGUCCCCAGGACAGGUGAGGCUGCUGAUCCCUUAUUUUCGAGGCUGCUGCUCCCUUAUUUUCAAAUCUGAAAGUUGACAGCUAUGGAUGGAAUGGAUCUCUCUACAUGGAAUGCAAAGAGACACACUACAUUCUAUUGAGAUCCCUGCAGUAUAUGCCCCUCUUUCCCAGUUUCCCAGCAUUGGUAAAGUAAGCAAUAAAGCCCCCCAGUUAACUUGCUCUUUUGUAAAUCCAGUGCUCUGAAUAGUGUGGUUUAGCCCAGCGUUAUUGAAGAAAGCAUAAAAAUUUAGGAUUACAGGGUUUUUUAAAAAAUAAAAUAAAAUACAGUACAACAAGCCAUUCAGUGAUGGCCAGUGAUUGAGAGCUUUUAAACAAAGCAGCACGUUGAAGAAAAUCAAUGCAGAAAUCAAAAGGCAAUUGUGUAUAAAUCACUUCUGACACUCCUUGAUGCUCUUCCAUCUCUUUCUAGUUCAUACCAAGUGAUUGUCAUUCCCUGGAGCCUACAGUGCAACUUUGAUUGUUACUCCUUGACUAGACUAGACUAUUUCAGCAAAGGCACUGAAUCAGAAGGCUAUGUGGCAGCAGAAAUCCCAGCCAAGGUCGUUGCUGACAACAUGCUGGUCUUUGCCCUCGGAGACAGACUUUACUAUGGGGAUUUUUACAAUGCUCCCCUGAAACAAGGAAAAGAUUAUUGUGUUAUACUGAGGACAAUCAGUAAAUGGAAUGGGGUAAGGACGCAGGCCAAAAUUCUUCCUGAAUAAGAAUGAUGCAUUUAUUGAUUUGAUUUUAUACCCUACCUUUCAACAGAUUCCCAUGACGACUUACAAAAAGUUAAUUAAAUUAAAACAAAAACAUGAACUUUGCUGGAUUUACGUAUAAGCUAAACAAGCUAUAGCUUAGGGCCCCACUCUCUUGGGGGCCCCCAAAAAAAAUUAAAGAAAAAAAACCAACCUGGAUGUACAUUUCCAAAAUAUAAGAUAAAAAACAAAUAAAAUAAAACCUACACACAGCAACAGUGUUUUGUGUUAUGGUGUAAAUAAUGGGCCCAGUCUGCUAGCCUGCUCCCUAAAAUAUCACUAUCACUAUUAAUAUACUUCUUCUUAAUUGUAUUUCAGUUCAACAAUUACUUUGAGCAAAUACAUAUUUUGUUAAUGUGCAAAUGGCGUUAGAUACCUAUUAGGUCCACAAAUUACCACAUAUUCAACACAAGAAACAGCCACAAUUUGUUGUUGACAAAGGACAGCUGGACAUAUAAAGGGCCCCAUUACCUUCAGUAGCUUAGGGCCUCAUCACACCUAAAUCCAGCCCUGGUUGCAAUCCUAUACAUGUGUUUUCAGAAGUAAGUUUUGUUGAGUUGGGGAUGUCAGAAGCUGCCUUAGAUGGAGUCAAAUCAUUGGUCCACCCAGCUCCUCAUUGUCUACAGGAUAGACCAGGUACAUUCUCAUCCCCACCUGGAGAUGCUAGGGAUUUAACCUGAGACCCUCUGCAUGCGAAGGAGAUGAUCUGCUACUGAGCUACAGAAGUCAGUCCCACCCAUGAAGCCAGGUGAGGCGACUGUCUCAGACAGCAGGAUCCACUGGGGCAGCAGGUUCUGAUGUCAAUCUAUCUCCCCUCCCUUGUUCCUGGUGUAGACCUUUCCUCACCCCUUCUUCCUUGCCAGGGAGGGGGGCAACAUUUGGGGGUCCGUCUCAGGUGACAAAAUGUCUUGGGCUGGCCCCAACUCCCAUUGAACUGAAAAGCUGUAGAUCAGUGGUGGAGCAUCUGCUUUCGGAUGCAGCCUAAAAGACUACAGUCACACCUUGGUUCUGAAACAGAAUGAGUCCCGGGAGUCCAUUCAACUCCUGGAACCAUUUGGAAACCAAGGCCCGGCUUCCAAUUGGCUGCAGGAGCAUCCUACAUCCAAUCAGAAGCUGCAGAAGCAGCACCGGAUGUUUCAGCUUCCAAAAAUUGUUCGGAAACCGGAACACUCACUUCCAGGUUUCGAUCAUUCGGGGGCCAAUUUGUUCAGGAGCCAAGGUGUUUGAGAUCCAAGGUGUGACUGUACAUUGUAAAUGCAGUUAGCGGAACUAAAAAACAGACACCAGGAGGCAUAAAAGACUUUGUUCAGAAGGUUAAGGAACUUGGGAAAAUAAUAAUGAUGAUGAUAAUUACCUCGUGCCAAAAUAACACCCGCAAGGAUCCAUGUAGAGAGCACUUUGCAGUUGGGCUAUAACUGUGGAAUUGCCCUUUGUGUACAUGUAGAGAUAAGCAAACCUUCAGGCAUCCUAAUCCCAAACUGAUGGGUUUUAUAUGGAAAAGUUUAUUAAACAUUGUAUAUAAACAUUGUAUUAAAUAACAUUAAAGUUUUUUUAAUAUUUAACAUUAUAACUUCUAUACCCUAGUUGUCCAAAACAAGUUCAAGAUUUCCAACAGAACUCCCCCAGUGUUUUGAUGUAAUAGGGCCUAGCUGCUUCAGUACCAUAAAACUUCUAAUCUAUCAUUUUUUAAAAAAAGGUAUACAAGUGCACUAUAUCCCCUGUGUGAAAAUAGAAUUUUCAUUUAUUGAAAUGUCUGGUUUUCCAAAUUCUUCUCAAGUCACUCACCCUUUUCAAAUGAAGAAAGCUUAAGUAGUGCUUUCAGAAAUCCUCGUCACAUGAAUAGACAUAUCCUUUUAUAUGUUGAAAUAGGAUUAAAAAUAGAAACUUAAAGAAAAAAUGAUCCCGUGAGGCACAUGUACCAAAUCUUAUUAACAGUGGAAUUAAAGUUGUGCAUUUUUAGUGAACAAUAGUUGGUUAUUGUGUGGCGUAUUCUUCCAAAUUGUUUCAUUCCAAGAUGCUGUUUUCUUGAAAGCUUUGUGCUCACUUCCGACUGUGGACAGGAAAUUGAAGCUUUGUAUCAGGACAGGUUUUUUUCUUUAGUCAGCCCAAAGUAUAAUUCCUCCAGGCUAAGCCAUUUGUUUUGCAGGCCAUUCUGUGCGAUAAAAUAUUUUCCUCAGAUCACAUCAAUGAUACAUUUGGGUUUUUCCUUCCGACCAGGUAGAAAGUAAUUACAGGUAGGAGUUAGAAGAGAGACUAAGGUUGGUGGGACAGGGCCCCAUUCAUCCUUAUGGACCAGUCUUCACUGCUUCCAACAGCAGUGAAUUUUUAGACAAAUAGUCUAAAUCAGGGCCAGAUUUAGGUUUGAUGAGGCCCUAAGCUACUGAAGGUAAUGGGGCCCUUUAUAUGUCCAGCUGUCCUUUGUCGACAACAAAUUGUCGCUGUUUUUUGUGUGUUGAAUAUAUGCUAUACAGUGGUACCUCUGGUUGCGAACGGGAUCCGUUCUGGAGGCCCGUUCGCAACAUGAAAAGCCCGCAACCUGAAGCGCUGUAUCUGCGAUUUAGUACUUCUGCGCAUGCGUGAGCGGUGAAACCCAGAAGUAACCCUUUCCGGUACUUCUUGGUCGCCAUGGGACGCAACCUGAAAAAACGUAACAUGAAGCAAACGUAACAUGAGGUAUGACUGUAUGGUAAUUUAUGGACAUAAUAGGUAUCUAAAGCCAUUUGCACAUAACAAAAUAUGUAUUUUUCAAAGUGAUUGUUGAACUGAAAUACAAUUAAGAAGUAUAGUAAUAGUGAAAUACAAUUAAGAAGAAGUAUAUUUUGGGGGUUGGGGCCAAGAGAGUGGGGCCUUAAGCUAUAGCUUGUUUAGCUUAUACGUAAAUCUGGCACUGGUCUAAAUGAAACAGCAGAACAGUGAGUGCUAUUAAGCAGAACAAAAAUGUUGGCAAACACCAGCGCUCUUGGCAAUUAGAAACUUGCUUUGCUCAUUUAUGCAUUGUCAUAAGCUUCAAUCACUCCCCUUCCAAACAUUAUUAGCCAGUGUAAGAAACUUGCUCAAUUGUUAUUUUUGUUUCUCGUAGAAGCUUCAUUUAUCCUAAUACCCUUUUGCUUUUCACCACUGGCUUUUUUAAAAGAAAAGAUAUUAGCUAAGCACUAGUAAUCCCUUCUGUGACUGCUAUCCUUUCCCAUUGAACUAAAUGAGUAAACUCACAAAGGAUUGCAUCUAAAACAUGUUGUUGUUGUUUAGUUGUUUAGUCUUGUCCGACUCUUUGUGACCCCAUGGACCAGAGCAUGUCAGGCACUCCUGUCUUCCACUGCCUCCCGCAGUUUGGUCAGACUCAUGCUGGUAGCUUCGAGAACACUGUCCAACCAUCUCGUCCUCUGUCGUCCCCUUCUCCUUGUGCCCUCCAUCUUUCCCAACAUCAGGGUCUUUUCCAGGGAGUCUUCUCUUCUCAUGAGGUGGCCAAAGUAUUGGAGCCUCAGCUUCAGGAUCUGUCCUUCCAGUGAGCACUCAGGGCUGAUUUCCUUCAGAAUGGAUAGGUUUGAUCUUCUUGCAGUCCAUGGGACUCUCAAGAGUUUCCUCCAGCACCAUAAUUCAAAAGCAUCAAUUCUUUGGUGAUCAGCCUUCUUUAUGGCCCAACAGGACAAUAACUUCAGUAUAAAACUUCUGUGGAUUAGAGCAGCCUAACUAGGUCCAUCAUGAACCCAGAUGAAUAACGAUAUCUCAGGUUGCUGGCGAUGGAAGCGCCACAGUGAGGCCGCUGUGGGGAUGGGAGCUCCACUGCCAAGAACAGCCCACCCAACCUCCCCACAGAUCUCAAAACCUAGGCUGAAAUAAUAGUACGCAGUAGAUACUUGCCAUGGCCCUGGAUUCACCGAACAAUGUAACUAGUUCCAGAAGUCCAAAAGAGAUUUUGAAUGUGGUUUCUGAGCAGCCCCAUUCCCAAUGAUGCAUGGCAAACUUCAUUUGAAGCCAAAGGGUGUUUCAAAAGUCACUUAUGAUUCAGCAUAGGGAAAAGGAAUAAAAGAAAACUCCACAAAGUAUGUCCAAACCCUAGGUUGCAGCUAAUGGACCUUAGGCAUUAUACCUAAUGAUAAAUGCCAUUAAUGGAUACAAUACAUCAUACUCAAACCUCUGAAAGAAGUAGGCUGUAUUCUAGCCCAUUGAUGUCAAUGUAGCUAGCAAGCAGUCAUUGAUGGUGUGCUGGGUUGCAGCCAGAGAUGGACAUCACAGUAAUGCAAGGGUGGCAAACCUGAAACCCUAAUUCCCAUCUUGUUCUUGAACUGUAUUAAUUUGGACUGCAGGCGCAGUUCACGUGACAGAAUUUUCCUCCAUACAAUAAAUAAAUAAAAUUCCCUGAAAGGUUAUGAAGCAAGGCUAGAACACUCUCCUUGACAUGCCAGCAUUCUGUGUUCAAGAAUUUUAAUUUUCUGUAUGGAGGAAUAUUUAGUGCUCCCUCUCCCCACUCUGCAAUCUAAUAUAAUGCAGUUCACAUACACAUUACAGAAAGGCUUGACCUUCUGCCUAUGUUAGGAAGUUUGUGGCAAAUAUCUUUUUUAUUCUACCAGCCUUUUUGAUGCAUUUGGUUGGGUGCAUUUUAGUCCCCUUGCUGGGUUUUAUUGAUUCUUGUGAUGGUUUUAUGCUGUGUUCUUUUUGUUUUGAUAUUUAAUUGUAUGUAUUGAUUUUGUUUGUAUUCAGUUUAUUGGUGAGGGUUCCCCCCCAAAAAAUGUCCAGAAGACCUGGCAAUUUGGUGAUAUAUAAAUGCCAAAAUAAAUAAUUAUAUCUGUGUGAGCUUUCAGCCUUUGUCCCUUAGGAAAGCAAUGAUGCAGUUUGUGUUAUUUUCCCCCCUCAGGUGAAAAAGCAAUCCUGUGUAGUCUGGGCUCAGAUUAAAGGUAAGUUUUCUGUUGACUGAGGAACCAACAACUAACUUCCAGUUGCUCCUGUUAUGAAAAUAGCAAUUCAUGUGGCCGUUGUUUAACGAAUUUAUAUUGUUACAAAAGUCGGAUGCCUUCCCCCUCCCUCUGCCGAGCGGUGGCAAGAGCCCAUGGGGUCCCAGGCACCCACUGCUCCUUUGCAGAUUUGAAGACGCAGCAGAGACAGUCGUGGCUUUCAUAAAUAUGGUUUAUUCACCUAUUUACACCUUCAGUCUGCAUGGAGGGAGUCCAGAUCUUACAGCAUGGCCAACCCCAGUGCAGGCAACCUUCAGCCUGCCUGUCCAAGAUGGAUCUCAGCUCUUCUUCCUCUUUCUUCCCAGAAACCCUUUUCCUGUCCCCUCAAACCUUGGUAACAUCUCACUCCCCAAUGGCCCAUCAACACCUUUUGUCAUGUUAAUAGGUUUGACCUUCACUCAGUCAUCCAGGCUGUUUUGCAUAAGCCAGCCCAGGAAUUCACUGAAUUCCCUAUCUGGCACUGUUCUGUAUUUUAACCCCUAUUCCAAUUAAUCCAAACCCUAGCAUUUAUUAAUUUCUAGGGUUCCUGGGGGUUCCCCCUCUUAAACCUAUAACAAUAUGUCACGCUAUCAUACUUCAGAACUAAAGAGGUGAAGGUCUAGAGCAGAUGGGCGAAUGUGACAAAACUCUCAAAAUGUAGAGAAAGGAAGUCCACUCACUCACUCUGCUGGGUGCUAUUGCAGGCUGGCAUUCCCCUGCACACUGGGAUGUGAUGUGGUAACUCCCAGGGACUGUCUCUGGACCUUAGCAAUCAGCUGGUCACCACUGCAUGCAGUUAACAAGAUCUACCUUUGCUUGAAUUCAUCUGCCUUGUUCAGCGUCCUGGGGAUUCCUAUAAGCCCCAGGAUAAAUGGGGAAGUUUGGGGAUCACCACAUUACUGUAAAGGAAGAGUGAGAAAAGAAAGCCCUGGGUAAGAAGUACAACUGCUUUUGAGAAAGACAAUUCCAUGUAGUUCGUGACAUUUCUUCAGUUGGGUGCUGGCUACUGUCUGGUUGAUGUCUGGAGAAAAAAAGCAGGAAACCCAGCAUUUGAGCUUUGUUACAGUACGUAAACUUCAGUCCCUUCUGACAAUGAAUCACAAGACUGAACUGCGUCAUUUGGUGGGUGCCUACUUGAAUUUUAAUUUACUUUUCUUUCAGAUUUAUCAUCCCCGCCACAGCGUCUGACUAUUGUUUUAUUGGGGUCAGUUGCUGCUCUCUGCUCCAUCCUGUUACUGUUGCUCUCUGUGGCAUGGUAUGUGGUGCUAAGAAUUCACUUUGGUAACUUUCUUCUUGUCUGCUAGACUUAACUGUGUACAAAAGAAUGGAUAACACAGUAAAUUUCUUGGAAGCUAAGAGGGAGACAGAUGUAGAAUUCUGAAGGGCAGUUACAGGAGACCUUUGCCUACAAUGUGAACCCACUUUGAAACUUUUGUUACAGACAUACAUAUGAGGGAGCGGAAUGCUCCUCCAGCAAGUUGCCUCCCAUUCCACAACAUUGUUGUCUCCCCCAACCCCAAAUUAUGUUCUGGACGAACUGUGUCCUUUAAAAGAAAAAAGCAGCACUGCACAUGCACACAAAACUGAUACCUUUCACCUUCAUCUUGCAAAACUAAUUUGGGAACUAGGGAACUGGGACAGGCAGUGAGGUUCCUAGUGAUGUCACUGACACUAUUCAUAAGGCUCUUAGCACCAUCAGGUCAAAAAGACUCAGAGUGGCAUUCAGUUAAACAAUUGCGCAAGCAGAAGUACUUCCGUUUGCACAACAGGACUUCCCCAUAUGUGCCCUGCGUUGUCUCCAGAUCUCCUCUAGAGGGUUGGUGGAACAAAUUUAGGAGGGCAUGGGAAAAGGAGAGGGAGGAACCUCCCACUGCACAAUGAGAAAUCCUUGCACUAAUGGAACAUGCACCUUAGAACUGUGUUGAAAAUCUCACGCUGGAAAAUCUGCGGAGCCUUUCAGUGACAACCAAAAUGUGGCAAAGCUGUGGUCCUUUGGAUUUACAGCUCCCUCCAUCCCUGACCAUUGGCUGGAACUGAUGGGAGUUGGAGUCCAACCACAUCUAGAGGACAACGUGGGCAACACUAUCAGACCACCCCUGUCUCUAUUAUUGAGCCAGUUGUUUUGAUCAAGCGAGAGAAACAGUAAUUGUUUCAUGUUUAAAACGUAUUUCAAGGCUUAAAAAAAUAUGGGCCAGUUCAUACACAAUGCGGAACCACAAAUUCCUGCUACACAAAUGAUCCUCAGGAUUCAUACAUUUCUUCUUUCUCUCUUCCUGUUUGGCCACAAGGAGGAUAUCAAAAGCUUCUGCUUUUAAAGAAAUCAUUUCCUCUUUAUUCUGUCCACACAAAAGGAAGUUUAAAUUGUGCUUUCUUAGAACAAGCCAGAACAAGCCGGAACCAUGAUUUGCUCCUGUUUUGUUUUAACAAUCUACAGUUUAAACAAACCACAGUUCCUGGGUUUCAGACGUAAUGGAGAACUGUGGUUUGCUUUAGGGCUUAUUCACACUUAGCUUUUGCCCCGCUCUUACCAGGCACAGGUCCAUGUGCCCAACAGCAUUGUAUUUAUUUUUUUGCUGUGGCACUUUCUCCAUGAAAACCCAUUCUUUAGUGCUCAAUCAGAGCAACCAUCAGUUUGGGAAAGCUCCAGAUCAAAAAAAGGAUGCUCAGACACAGAACUCCAAAGUGUGGACUGUGCCUGGGAAAAGUUAGUGUGGAUAAGCCCCCCCAAAAGGAAUGCUUCAGAUACCAUCCUCAUGGCCACUCAAAAGGAGGCAGGGUAAGCAGGAAGUGUGCAAUCCUGAUUCUUGUUCAGGCUCUUUUACCUAAUCCAUAGUUUCCCAUUACGUCUGAACAGGCCCUCUUUCUUCAGGUAACUGCAUUCACUAUAUAUAAGAUCCCCUUUGCCACUUAGCUCUGCCUGUUUGGUAAUUUUAAAUACGUUUUCAACCAAGAGGUGUGUUUGUAGACACUUUAUUUCUGUUCUCCUGUUUCAUGUCUCACCCGAGAGGCAAAUGGCCUGCUUAUUUUUGCUUAGGAACUGGGAAGAUCUAGUCAAUUUAAUCUGCAUGUUUGGCAUUCAGAAUUGCACGAGAGAUAUUUGGAGAGAGAAGGAAUAGCGAACAAGGAGGGUUUUGCUUUGGGGGUGGGGAGUUAAUUAGAUUCUCAUGAUUCAAAUCCCAAAGCAAAGUUUCCCCCCAAUAGUGCCUUUGUGCUCGUAAUUGGUAGUUGACCAGGAAAGCACUGAUACCUGUUCCCUCCUGACUCUGGAGUGUAUGAUAAAUCUAAUGUAAUUCUAAAACUCCCAACUGAGUUUUUGUUUAGAAUGAUAACUAUCUGGAGUGGGUAUUUAUUUAUUUAUUUUACUGCAGAAGGCAUUUAACAAUAAAGAUGAUAGCAGAUUAAGAUAGGAUUGUGCCUUUAUUAGAAACGCAGGAAACUGACUUGAUGUGUUGAACGUGAGAGGACUGCUAGGGAGCCAUUUGUGGGGAGGGGGAAAUUGGAAAGCUUUGCAACUUUGCCUUCUGCUCAAGGGCACUAUUCAGCAAUAUAAUUUAUACCCAGUUUUGCAGGACAAUGUGUACCUUUUUAUCAUGGAGUCUUGGCUAAACAAACCCUGGCCCAUUGCAGGGUUGGGUAAUUAUGCGCUGGAUAAAUUCCAGAUACUGUAUAUUCUGGGAAGUGGCCAACUGUGAAUCAGAUUCUUCUCUAUGCAGAUUUUGUAGCUCAAUGCACAGAGUAUUUUAACUUUAACUGUUGUUGUUUUUCCUCCCUCCGUCAACUCCUUUUCGUGGUUUCUUAUCUGUACAAUGCAGCACGACACAGCACAUAUCUCCAUCUUCACUGCCCAGAAAAGCAUUUUCCAACGAUACUGGACAUUUAUCAAUCACUGUCGAUAUUGCCAGGAAGAACAUUGCAUCGUCUUCUUCUCCCAUGCUUCAGACCAUCUCUCUUCUCUAAUGUGUGCAUCCACCAAUAACCUGUAAAGAGAGAAUCAUGUUUUUAAAAUGGCAGUCCCUGUCUUGGGUGCUUGGAACAAGCAAAUCCACCCACAGAAUGUCAGCUACUGUUUCCACAUUAGGAAGCCAAGGGAUAUUUUCUGUUUUGAUUCCUCAUUUCCUUUUCAUUUCUGAACUGUGUUGGGGGAAAAGUUCUUCUGUAUACCCACAUCUUCACUUGAAAUCCUUAGCAAGUGUGGCAACUUACCCUCAGCCUCUGUUUGAGGCUGUUUUUUGGGGGCUGGGGAGGUAAACAAAGGGAAAAUUGCUUUUACAUCCCCCAGUAAAAAGUAUAUAUGAAUAAGGAAAUACUGUCUCAUGUUUCAGCUGAGCUGGUCUGUUGCAUCAGGCUGCAGUCACAAAGCACUGAGCCAUCUAAGUCUGAGGCUUUUUUUGAUAAUAAAACAUUCUUCUGUACUUUAGAUACUGCUACAUGCUUUUGAUCACAUUGCUGUCACUGGAAGCCUCUUCAAGGCAAAAUGUUUCCAAAGCUACACUGUUCACUUGGGAAUUAAAAGAAGAAAAGCUUUUAUUUUUCA
This is a messenger RNA of Podarcis lilfordi (Lilford's wall lizard), 36920 nucleotides long. Lineage: Eukaryota; Metazoa; Chordata; Lepidosauria; Squamata; Lacertidae. The record is from the annotation of a GenBank genome assembly.